AUGGCGAGAAGGGCUGUCUUGCUAAGCUCCAGAUUUUAUCUGAUUUUUCUGAUGCUUUUUGUUAUUUUAAAUUCCCAAAAACCUACCAGAAAGCUAAAUAAUCAUGCUAUUAUUACUUAUGUAUCUAAUGGUCUCGAUGUUAAACAAUUUCCAUCGAGAAAUUCAAGAUUAUCGCGGAGUUGCUCCAAUAAACAACAGAUGCCGCCAUCUUUAAAGUUCAAAGCUGGAGUGUUCAUCUCUAAGGCUGGCUUUUUGGCGCUCAGUCUGGUUGUACUUGCUGGUGAUGUAUCCGUGAAUCCCGGUCCUGAUGCACUCAACGUAUCUUUCCUGUCCGACACUAAUUCUACAGGAACCGACUAUGAAUCUGAUUUGGAUAGUACCUCUGUGGAAUUUCCCUCCGAUGAUGAAUUCUGCGACCCAUAUCCUUUCUUUGAUUUGGGUCUUGGAAAUAAGGGGGUUCGCUUUGGUACCUGGAAUGUAAACAGACUGACUUCGUCUAAAUUUGAACAAAUCAAGCUCUUUCUCCUUGGUAGAGAUAAUCGCUCGCAAGUCGAUGUUCUGGCAUUGAAUGAGACAUUCUUAAAUUCUAAUGUUCCUGACGCAAUGUUUUCUGUACCGGGCUUUAGCACAUAUCGCAGGGAUAGGAUUGGUAAAACUGGAGGUGGCGUUAUGAUGUUUGUCAACAACUCACUUAAUCAUCGCAGAAGAACUGAUUUGGAAGAUUGUAACCUUGAGGUUAUUUGGGUGGAAAUCUGUCCCUUCAAAUCAAAACGUCCUCUGCUCUUUGCUGCUGUUUAUCGACCACCCUCUUAUUCCCAGGAUAUGGAUCACAAGCUCGACAAAAACAUUGAAUCUGCUUACUAAAUAAGGAAAC
Actinia tenebrosa (Australian red waratah sea anemone) is the source of this 874-nucleotide messenger RNA. RefSeq lists its product as uncharacterized. The record is from RefSeq and is a predicted model, not a curated record. NCBI's taxonomy places the organism in Eukaryota, Metazoa, Cnidaria, Anthozoa, Actiniaria, Actiniidae.